CGAUUUCCUCUGCUGCCGUUGGUCUUCUCCCAACUCAAAUUCGAUAGUUAGUUAAUAAUCAUUGAAUUAUGGGACAGAGGUUUCAUAGGAUUAAACUAGUAUUAAGUUAGUUGUCAUUUUCUGUUUGUUUUCAGGCUUGUGAUUAAGGAUUGUUCAUUCUUUCCCCGAGUCAGUUGAUAUAUAUAUAUGUGUUGAAAAAUAGAAAGGCAACAAGCAAGAUCGUGCCAGGUUUAGGUUUUGUUAUUUAACCAAUUUGGUCAUGUGAAAGAACAAGUCAAGCCCAACUAAUACACCACCAAACAGUCUCUCAUUGGAUACCUAAUCUUUCCAUUAAUCAUUCAUGCAAAUUCACUUAUAUUUACCCAUAUGAUGCAUCAUAUGCAUUUCCCCCACGUUAUCUCAUUAUUUCGAUUAAUCAAUCAUCGUAAAAUCGUACCAGAUGUUGUACCAAAAAAAGUAAGUGGUAGAAUACUACUGUAUGUUAAAAUAUAAUCGUAGUAUAACGGUGAUUCAAACGUUUCAUACCACGAAAACCGCCAACCGACUUAGAUUCCGAUUGAAGGUUUUUUCCGGGCCUGUACCAUACAGUUUCACAAAUAGUGAGGCAUAAGAUUUUCCAUAUAGAAAACAAGUAUUCCAAAGACAUUCUAGAAAAUGGAUAGAGAGUACCUAUCUAAUUUAUCUGGAAAGUAAAGAGGAAAGAGCUCCAAGAAGUUUAAAUUUGCUCCUUACCUCUUUGUAAGUCAACUGUAGACUUUUGAUUCCUUGCAGGCGAAUAAUGAUAAUUUUCUCCUCAUACUUUUGCCCCAAUCAGAAGCCUCCCUGAGCCUUCUCAAGAAAGAAAGCAAAAGGAACAAAUUUUACUACAUUGUGUCCCUCUAUAUAAGUGCCCUCCAUCUCCGUCUCCAAACUGCCAACCUCAAAGCAAAACAAACAAUUUCCCACAUUUCUCCUUUCUUCAGCCCCAAGCUCCAGAAAAACCUGAACAAGCCCCAGAAAAAAAGAGAGGAAAAUGACCCUGACAAAGAAAGGGAUGUCUCAUCUCUUCCAAUCCACCAGCAAGAGUCUUUCUCCUCUCGCUUCCUUCUCAGCCUCGCCUUCUCACUUCCCUCCCUCUUCCCCUAUCCACCACACCUUCUCUGCUUCAAUGAUGGAGGAGGACAUUGAAAAUGCAGAAUCCAUCAUCUCCAAGUGGGAUCUGGACUCCUCAUCGGUCAACAAGGUCACUUCCCUUUUCCAAAACAACAAGGACGAGGCCAGCGAGUUCAUGAAAUGCGUCAAGGACCUUCGCAGGGCCAUGCAUUUCUUGCUGUCACAACAUUCCGAUCCUGAGAAGCUCGCGGUUUGUCAGAGGCUUAUCCAGAUUGCCAUGAGGAGGCUGGAGAAGGAGCUCUACCAGGUCCUGUCAGGAAACUGGGAUCAUCUUGGUCUCGAGUCUGUUUCAGGUCAGUCCUCAUCAGAAGGGUCUUUGAGCAAUGCCGAAGACGAUCAGGCUGAGAUUCGGUGUGAAGAAGAUGAGCUCAUGACGCGUGACGAAUCAGUUCUUGUGAGGCAGCAGAGGAGAGUUCCAGGAGUUGGUGGCUUAUCGGAUAUCAAGUCCAUAGCUGACUGUAUGAUCACUUCUGGUUAUACCAAAGAGUGUGUCAAGGUUUACCUACUCAUGAGGAAAUCCAAUGUGGACGAAGCGCUGCACAGGCUAGGAGUUGAGCACUACAAGGCUUCCCAAAUCCAGAGAUUGAAUUCAGAAGCUCUAGAGAACAUGGUGAAGAACUGGCUGAAUGCUGUGAAUCUUGCAGUCAAAAACUUGUUUCUUGGAGAAAAAGUUAUGUGUGACUAUGUCUUCUCAGCUUAUGAGAGGAUCAGAGAGUUGUGCUUCUCUGAGGUGGUGAAAGAAGCAGCAGCGAACUUGUUCAGGUUUCCUGAACUCGUAGCCAAGAACAAGAACCUGAAAAAUGACAGAAUCUUCCCUCUGAUGGACAUUUAUGAAGCACUGGUUGAUAUGUGGCCAGAAAUAGAAUCUAUUUUCAGCUUCGAAUCCAUCUCCUCUGUAAAACAGCAAGCUCAGUCAUCGCUACUGAAGCUUGGCGAGUCAGUUCGCCAAACUCUAUCCGAGUUCGAAACAACAAUCCAGAAGGACUCAUCAAAAUCUCAAGUUCCUGGCGGAGGAAUUCAUCCGUUGAACGCAUCAGCCCUGAUUUACUUAUCAUCACUGGCGGAUUACAGCAGCGUUCUUUCAGGCAUCAUUGCCGACUCUCUUCCAGAAAGCAGCUCAAAGCUGCCAGAAUCUUACUACGAAAGUCCAACAACAAGCGCCAUUGAUGGUCCCUCACCAGCUGUUUCAACCCGACUAGCUUGGCUCAUCCUAGUUCUCUUAUGCAAGCUUGACAGGAAAGCAGAACAGUACAAAGACGUGUCCCUUUCAUACCUGUUCCUAGCAAACAACAUGCAGUUCAUCAUUGAGAAGGUGUGCACAACCCGGCUGAGGGUCGUCCUAGGCGAGGAUUGGGUGUUCAAGCAUGUAAAGAAGGCCAAGCAAUAUGCUACAAACUAUGAGACAAUGGCGUGGAAUAAGGUAUUCUCGUCGAUACCAAGCAAGCCUUUCCCAGAAGAACAAUCACCAGAAGCUGCAGCAGAAUGUUUUCGGAAGUUCAACGCAGCUUUCGAAGAAUCACACAGGAAACAGAUGUCAUGGGUAGUACCAAACCGGAAAUUCAGAGACGAAUUGAAGGUGUCGAUAGCCAAGAAACUCGUACCAGCAUAUCAAGAGUUUUAUGAUACUUUUGUGGUGGGAUCAGGAACGCUGAGUGGAGAGAGUUUGGAGGUGUUGGUGAAGUUUGGUCCAGAUGAUCUGGAGAAUUACCUCUCAGAUCUUUUCCAUGGCGAUUCUUCGUCUGGUAGUUCCUCAUCAAACUCGUCUCGAGGAACUAUGUCACGAUGAACUAACAAUAAUAGUAUAUGGUGUAAGAAAAUACAUUGAUGUAUACCAGUUUGACAGAAAAGAAUGUGCAGCAAUGUUAUUAUCAAUAAUCACAAAGUUUCAAUCUUUCACAUGGUUGGCCCAAUUAUGAUGCUUGUAUUGCAUUGGCUAAUAUGAAUCAGGCGUGGAACCCUUUAGAAAUAAUGACAGCCAGAACAGGGUAAACUCAAAAAAGGUCAACAAAAUAACAGAAUUACAGCACAAGGAUAAGUCAAGCAGGGAAAGCCAGCCCCAACUAACGUGCAAACUCAAACAAGCGUGUAAGACAAGGGCCAUUGUUGACUGAGCAAGUCUCGAGAUGAUUCCGUGCGCUAUAAUUUUCAUUUGAUUAAUGGGAUCCAUCUAAUUAGCUCCACUGCUCCCUAGACAACACGACAAAGUCACAUUUUCUUCAAGCCCAUUUCUGUUGGCUCAGUUCCGAGGUUGGAUAACAAUAUCAUUCACUUGGAAACAGAACUCACAGUGAAGUGAUCAGCAAUGCCAUAGAUGGAGCAAAGCUCUAUUUGAGGAAACCGACUCCCACAGAUAUCAUAGAGCCCAGAAAUGAAUGAAGCAAAAACAAGAGGAACAGGAGAACAAACCCCAGAGACAGCGGAUACCAUAUGUGCGUUUAAAUUUUGGCUCGACAUGAUUCCGAAUCAGCGCCGCGAGAGCCCUCUAGCCUUCCAACUCUAUGUUGCAGAGGAAUGACGAUGCGCUAAAAUCUCCGGCCAUAAAAAACUUUUUCCCCAUGAACACAAUCCUCUGAUCUCGGCAGCCAAUUGUGGUUUGGAAGACGAUCACAUUGAACAAACUUCUCAAGGUUAGAAUCCAAGCGGAAUCGGGAGUUGAACUGGAAACACUGCAAUAGCCAAUGGGUUACCAAUUGUGGUUGAAAGAUGAUCAGUGUAAUAGGUUGUCAAUGUCGUCCUCCACUUUACACUUACUCCACAUUCAUCUAAAACAUCUCCCUCUCUUGUUUUUUAAUAAAACUCCUCAGCUCCUUCGAUGGAGGGCCCUCACCAGCUCUAUCAGCCUGACUAACUUGGCUCAUACUGGUUCUCUUAUGCAAGCUUGACAUGAAAUCAGAAAAGUAUGAUGAUGUGUCCCAUUCAUAUCUCUUCCUUGCAAACAACCUGCAAUACAUAUUUGAGAAGGUACGUGCAACCCGGCUAAGGGUUAUCCUGGGCGAAGAUUGGGUGUUCAAGCAUGCCAAGAAGCUUAACAAACAUGCUGCGAACUACGAGAUGUUUGCCUGGAAUAAGGUCCUCUCAGCCCUGCCGAGUAUGCCUCUUCCAGAGCUAGAAGCGGCAGAAGAAUGUUUUUGCAAGUUUAAUGCAGCUUUUGAAGAAUUACACAGGAAACAGGUAUCUUGGAUUGUACAAAAUGAGAACUUAAGGGAUGAAAUUGAAGGUUUCAAUAGCAAAGAAACUCGUACCUGUAUAUAGAGAAGUUUAUGGUAGGUACGUUGGAAUGGUGAGUGGAGAAGGCAGCAGUUCGGGAAAGUUGGUGAUGUUCGGUCCAGAUGACGUAGAGAAUCACCUGUCUGAUAUGUUUCAUGGUUCUUGUGCAUUUGCUCAUGAAACUCAUCUCGAGGAUGUAUGUGACAACGAAGUAGUAAUAAAAGUAAGAUGUAAGA
Linum trigynum is the source of this 4595-nucleotide messenger RNA. NCBI's taxonomy places the organism in Eukaryota, Viridiplantae, Streptophyta, Magnoliopsida, Malpighiales, Linaceae. The record is from the annotation of a GenBank genome assembly.